This is a messenger RNA of Prosopis cineraria, 1879 nucleotides long. RefSeq lists its product as uncharacterized. Gene Ontology annotation, molecular function: transmembrane transporter activity. The transcript has 14 exons. Lineage: Eukaryota; Viridiplantae; Streptophyta; Magnoliopsida; Fabales; Fabaceae. Gene Ontology annotation, biological process: transmembrane transport. The record is from RefSeq and is a predicted model, not a curated record. The coding region runs from base 160 to 1485 and encodes 441 amino acids.
GUGAAUAUGCUUGGAGUGAAGCUAGAGGCUAAAACCACAAAUAAAAGAGGCAAGUGGCUUUCAUUGUAAGCUUGCUAUAUAUAAUUGCCCUGUAAUAUAUAAAAUAUUGGUAAAGGAAUAGCUAGACAGCUAGCAGAGAGCGAUCGAUCGGAGAAGGCGAUGGAGAGAUUGAAAGGAGGGCUGAGCCACCUGUGGAUGAUGGUGUUUCUGCAUAACUUCUCGUCGUUCAUGGUGGUUCCGGCCAUCACAGACGUCACCAUGGCCGCCCUUUGUCCCGGACAAGACGAGUGCUCCCUUGCCAUUUACCUCACUGGUUUUCAGCAAGCGGUCAUAGGAUUGGGAACUCUUGUGAUGAUGCCUCUAUUGGGUAAUUUCUCUGAUAUAUAUGGGAGGAAGGCUAUUCUCACAAUCCCGAUGACCCUCACCAUGAUUCCUCUAGGCGUAUUAGCUUACAGCAGGACACAGAAAUUCUUCUACGCUUACUACGUCUUCAAGACUCUCGUUUCCAUGGUUUGUGAAGGAAGUGUCCCUUGCCUUGCUCUGGCUUACGUGGCGGAUAAUGUGAGCGAAGGGCAUCGAGCUGCUGCAUUUGGAAUUCUGACCGGCAUUGGUUCCGCUGCGUUCGUCUGCGGCACCUUAUCAGCUAGGUUCCUUUCCACCGCGCACACUUUUCAGGUUUCUACUCUUGUUGCGGUGAUGGCGGCGGUGUACAUGAGAGUUUUCCUUCCGGAUUCAAUCAUCGAUCCCAAUCUUUCUGCUCCACUCACUCCACAAGCAAAGCUCAAGACUGCUAAAAUCGAUUCACUGCCAAAAUCAAAUGUGAAUCCCUUUAAAACGUUGCCUUCAUUGAAGGACUUAACCUCCUUGCUGGGUAGUAGCUUGAUUGUUACACAAACAGCAAUUGUUGCAUUUUUCAGCAACCUCGCCGAUGUUGGCCUUCAUGGUUCAUUAAUGUAUUACUUAAAGGCUCGGUUUCAUUUCGACAAGAAUCAGUUUGCUGAUUUAAUGGUCAUUUCUGGGAUUGCAGGGACUGUUUCACAGCUUCUUCUUAUGCCCAUUCUUGCUCCAACUUUGGGAGAGGCAAGGUUGCUUUCAAUAGGACUUUUUUUCGGCUGUCUGCAUAUGAUCAUUUACAGCAUCGCAUGGGCCUCCUGGGUUCCUUAUGCUGCUGCAAUGUUCUCAGUAUUAAUUGUUUUCGCACAUCCUUGUAUGCGCAGUCUGGUAUCCAAACAUGUUCGUCCCUGUGAGCAGGGAAAGGCUCAGGGUUGUGUUUCAGGCGUAUGUUCAUUUGCGCAUGUUGUUUCUCCCUUGGCUUUCUCUCCUUUAACAGCCCUCUUCCUGUCUGAGGGGGCUCCUUUCAACUUUCCUGGCUUCAGCAUAAUGUGCAUUGGGUUUGCUUCGAUGGUGGCUUUUGUUCAAAGUACGUUCAUAAGGGGAGCUCCCCCUAUUUCGAGUGACACGAGCGAGAAUUGCUUGGAGGCAUAAUGUUAAAGAUCAUGAUUAUUAUUUUCUCAUUGUGGAAAAACACCCCACCUGGCUUCUUUCUUCCAUGCCUGGCUGUGUGGUGUUUCGUAUGAUUACAGUGGCCGUGGGUGUUAUUUGUCCCAACGUCGCCUUCAGCUGAGUUUUUGACAGAGAAACAAGAUGUUGAAGUCCACCUCUCGAUGUAUAAGUUGGUAGAGUGUUGUAAUUUUCAGGGUACUCAGUAGUCUCUGCCUGUCUGGGAUUCAAAUGGCAAAAGUACGAACAUCAAUAUUGUUUUUGUACUAUCAUUAGCGUUUUAGAAGUGCUGCAGUGUUCAGGAACUGUAAUAAGAAGCCCAAUAAAAGUACUUAUUUCCCUUGCUACGUUUAUGGAAAGGGUGAUAGCAUUUGGUCCA